Varanus komodoensis (Komodo dragon) is the source of this 669-nucleotide messenger RNA. RefSeq names its product caveolin-2-like. The transcript is spliced from 3 exons. Bases 175 to 669 code for a protein of 164 amino acids. Gene Ontology annotation, biological process: caveola assembly. Gene Ontology annotation, cellular component: caveola. Lineage: Eukaryota; Metazoa; Chordata; Lepidosauria; Squamata; Varanidae. The record is from RefSeq and is a predicted model, not a curated record. Gene Ontology annotation, molecular function: molecular adaptor activity.
GGUUAGAUUAGUUUAAUAAGAACAGGCAGGAUCCGCUCAAUAAAACAGGUAGCACACACAACAGGGGGAAACGGUGGAGACAGAACGAUCAGGAGGCGUCCAAGAGCAUUCCUGGUGGACUCUUCCUUUAGAGAGAGCUUCUGGGUUGAUCCCAAGCCCCUCCCUCCCAACAAGAUGAUCAAUGAUGAAUAUCUGAUCGAGUGCAAAUUAGACCCAGAAGACCCUCAAUUGCGGGAGCAAGGAUCUACUAUGGUCCCACAGUCUGCUGUCAACAUACCACCCAAAGUGGACCCCCGGGACCCACGUGGGAUCAACCAGCACCUCAAGUUGGAAUUCUCUGACAUCCUCGCUGAACCUUCCUCGUUCCGCAGUUUUGACCGGGUAUGGACGUGGAGUGACAUAAUCUUUGAGAGCUCACGCCUCUGGUGCUACCGUAUCAUCUCGGUGCUUUGUGCUGUGCCCGUCUCCUUGCUCUCGGGCUUUCUCUUUGCCUGCCUAGGUUGCCUGCAUAUCUGGUGUGUGAUGCCCUGUAUCCAGCUGUGCACAAUGGCCAUGCCGCCAGUGCGCACCCUGUGGGCCAGCAUCCUGGAUGUUGCAGUAGCCCCGCUUUUCAUCAGCCUGGGACGCUGCUGCAGUGCCAUCUACCUCACCAUCACCAGUCGGGAGUGA